GCAAGCUAUACACUAUACGCGCUGUAUUCCCUAUGCACGCUAUACUUCACCUACUGUGAGAAGUGCUGCUUCCCCCAGCAGUCAGAAGGCAGGCAGUGCGAGGCCUGGUGGAAACUUAGCAUAUUCCUUGAAAUAUAUCAAGUUGAUAAGUUGCUGCCUUUUUGCACAUAAUUUGGAAUAUGUGGAAGAACGUGAGAGAAGGUUCCAAGGUGUUCUGGGGAAUAAACAAUAUAACUCGCAGCCACAAAUCCCACCUUGCAUUGUCAGAAUUUGUCCCUGCAUGUCCCCCACCAAAUCCUCAUCAAGUUGAACAACUUCAGGACUUUGUAUCUCAAUCCCAGCGUCUGUUUGUUAUGACUGGAGCUGGAAUCUCCACUGAAUCUGGAAUCCCAGACUAUCGCUCAGAAGGGGUCGGGUUGUAUUCCAGGACCGAAAGAAGACCUAUCCAGCAUUCAGAGUUUGUCCAGAGUCAGGCUGCAAGACGGAGAUAUUGGGCUCGUAACUUUGUAGGAUGGCCUAGCUUCUCUUCUCAUGAGCCAAAUUCAGCACAUGUCAAUCUAUGUAAGUGGGAAAGAGCUGGGCGAUUGCAUUGGCUAGUGACACAGAAUGUGGAUGCAUUACACACCAAAGCUGGGCAGUGCCGCUUGUCAGAAUUACAUGGAUGCACUCACAGGGUGAUAUGUCUUGGCUGCCAGACAGUGACUAAAAGAUCAGAGCUGCAGGAAAGGUUUCUGAAUCUCAAUCCAUCCUGGAAUGAGCAGGCACAUGGGUUGGCUCCCGAUGGUGAUGUCUUUCUGACAGAUGAGCAGGUGUCAGACUUUCAGGUCCCAGCCUGUACCAAGUGUGGGGGAAUCCUAAAGCCCCAAGUCACGUUCUUUGGAGAUACUGUGAACCGAGGGUUUGUGUUCUCCAUAUAUGAGCAAAUGAAACAGGCUGAUGCUAUGCUGAUAGUUGGGUCCUCACUGCAAGUUUAUUCUGGUUAUCGGUUUGCACUUAAUGCGAAAGAACUACACCUUCCAAUUGCAAUUCUCAACAUUGGACCCACUCGUGCAGAUCACUUAGCAAAAGUUAAAGUCAGUGCCCGCUGUGGAGAUGUAUUGCCACACAUAUUGCUACAGGACCAAUGGCACAAAGAAAUUCAAAGCUAAUUAUAUUCACUUGGGGAAUAUACAAAAUAGGGAAACCAGAUGACGUGGUUUUCUAAUUGACUUCAGAUAAUUUAGGCCCAAGAUCUGAAGGCAGAAGAAGAGACUUAAAACAACUAUAAAAAAAGGCAUACAUUGGAAGAUCAUUCAAGACUAUGACCCAUUUGUAUUCAGGUAGACAGCAAUGUUGUGGUUUUGGCAUAAUUCCAUGUUAAAGAGCGAUGGUGAACAAAAUUACUUUUCUUUUUAUUUCAAGGUCGUGUGUUUUUUUAAACAGUGGCUUGAAUUAGGUGCAUGGGCAUUACAGCUUGCAAGAAGCACUAUAUUAUGCAUGCACCCAGGUUAAGCCACUGCAAGGGACACCUACCUGUGAGCACAGGAAAGUUGGCUACACCCUUCAACAAGGUGCUUAGGGCUGGUUCCUUUUUUAGUAGAGUAGAGGCACACCAGCCCAGAGUAAAUGGUUCAUGACUUUGGUCUGCAAAGAGGCCUAACAAAUUGCUAUUCCCCAGUAUUUUCAAGUUUCUUGGCUUUUAUGGAUUAUUAAUUCCAUUUUACAUCUAUAGCUAAUAUAAUAAUGCACAAAACAAGAUAACUUUUAUCAAAAGGAGAAUGAAUACUUGUUUCCACUUGCUGCUGCAAAUCUUAAUAUUGCUUUAUCUAUUUAUUUUGCGUAGUGUGUAUGGAUGUUACUACAGGUAAGAAAUCUGUUGUCCAUGUUAUCCUGAAACCCAUUAUCCAAAAAGCGCUUUUUCCGUAAUAAUAAACCUUUACCUUGUACUUGAUCCCAGCUCAGAUAUAAUUAAUCCUUAUUGGAGGCAAAACAAUCCUAUUGAGUUUGUUUAAUGUUUAAAUCAUUUUUAGUAGAUUUAAGGUAUGGUGAUCCAAAUUACACAGUGAUUCCUUAUCCAGAAGCCCCCAGGUCCUAGGCAUUCUGGAUAACAGGUCCCAUACAUGUAUAUCACACUAAGUGAGGCCCUCAAACUAUAGCACUGCCACUUUCAAGACUACCUCAAGUUUCAUGUUGUCUUCAUCCAGACAAUGACAUUUUUUUAAUUGAUUAAUAAUUAUCUUAAAGGAGUCAUCUAUCAAAAGAAACAGGAUUUAUUGUCUCCUUUUUUGUAAACAUGUUCUUAGGGUAUCUGACUUCCUAUCCUUCAUUCAGGGGGCCAGGGUCUUCACAGUUCUCUCCUCGCUCCCCCCUCCCAUAAGAAUUCAUAUAUCUUACUCCCCCCACCAUUAGGAAUGUGUAAUCUGAGCUAUAAUUGCCAAGCUGCAAGCAGGAGGCUUUGAAGACCAAGCUGAAAUGGCAGCUGCAAUCUUGAACAAACAGAGAAACCUUCUAGGGCUGUUUACUCAGCUAUGAAAAAGCAUUCUGCAGAAUAAAUAUAGCAUUCUCCUUUAAAGCGGACCUGUCACCUUAAGAAAUAAUUCCAAAUUGUUUUCUGUUGUGGUUGUCAAGCAAAAUAAACUUUACUUACACUAUAUAAA
This is a messenger RNA of Xenopus tropicalis (tropical clawed frog), 2636 nucleotides long. It is a transcript of the gene sirt4, whose product is annotated as sirtuin 4. Gene Ontology annotation, molecular function: NAD-dependent protein lysine deacetylase activity; NAD binding; NAD+ binding. NCBI's taxonomy places the organism in Eukaryota, Metazoa, Chordata, Amphibia, Anura, Pipidae. Gene Ontology annotation, biological process: chromatin remodeling. The record is from RefSeq and is marked provisional. Gene Ontology annotation, cellular component: mitochondrion; mitochondrial matrix.